UUAGUUCUCGAGGCCACAUCAAACCACUCGAUCGGUUCUUCUGCAAAUUAAACCAAAUUUCCCAACUAUCAGCCAUGCUGACCUCAAGUUUUCGUGGAGUGCUUUUCGGAUGGCUUCUUGUGGUGACUUGCCAGCCGGCUUUUGCGGGCAGUGCCGGUGACUACGAGGAGCUGUGUCGGCUGUUCAAGAACGGCACCCGGAUCCGAAAGCCAGGCACCUGCGACCAUUACAUCCAGUGCGUCGACGGCGAGGGCACCCUCCUGUCCUGCCCCUCGGGCGAGUCCUUCGAUCCCAACGAGGACAAGUGCGUGACCACGCUGGCCAAUAGCCACCAGUACUGCGGCAACCGCUGCGAGGGCUUGGAUGGCCAGUGGGUGUCCGAUCCGACCGAGUGCCACAAGUACUUCUACUGCAUGAACGGAGUGCCACUGGCGGGGAUGUGCCCCGUCGGCCAGCACUUCGAGGAGAGCUCCCAGUCCUGCCUGCAUGGAGUGGACUCGCAGUGCGUGGACGUGAACAACAUAUGCGAGCUGGUGGCGAAGGAUACCAAGUUCCGGGCCGAGGACGACUGCAGCUCCUACUACAAGUGCGAUUCGAAGGGAAACCACGAGGUCUCGAGCUGCACUUCUAAGGCAGUAAAGUACUUCGAUGUGGAGAGCGGCAACUGCGUGGAACCGAAACUGGUGGAGUGCACCGCCCACCCGAAGGCGGGUAUCUGCUCCAGUUCCCAGGUCGUGGUCUUCAAAUCGGAUGGGGCCAGCUGCCGUGGCUACUUCAUGUGCAAGGCCCUGCAUCCCGUCGCCGAUCUGGAUCCCCAGUGGAUGCAGUGCCCCGAGGGCUACUUCUUUGACGAGGAACUGCAAGUCUGCGGCAGGGCCACCUCGGUGAUCUGCACCCACAACAGGUGCGACGGGCGGGGCACGAUGCUGGUGACCAGCAGCAGCAACAACUGCCACAACUUCAUCCGGUGCGAAAACAACAAGGAGGUGGAGGAGGAGACCUGCCACUUUGACCACUUCUUCGACGAGCGGAUCGAGGCCUGCAGCUCCACCAUUAUCUACGACAAGUGCUGCGACGAUCGCGACUGAUUGGUUGACUUACGGCUUUAUCCACAAUUAUAAAUUGCAAAAACAAAA
Messenger RNA from Drosophila rhopaloa, 1136 nucleotides. Its product is annotated as peritrophin-44. Gene Ontology annotation, cellular component: extracellular region. Lineage: Eukaryota; Metazoa; Arthropoda; Insecta; Diptera; Drosophilidae. The record is from RefSeq and is a predicted model, not a curated record. The transcript is spliced from 2 exons. The coding region runs from base 75 to 1088 and encodes 337 amino acids. Gene Ontology annotation, molecular function: chitin binding.